Messenger RNA from Raphanus sativus (radish), 2702 nucleotides. RefSeq names its product BTB/POZ domain-containing protein At2g30600. Gene Ontology annotation, molecular function: protein binding. The transcript is spliced from 12 exons. The coding region runs from base 157 to 2559 and encodes 800 amino acids. The record is from RefSeq and is a predicted model, not a curated record. Lineage: Eukaryota; Viridiplantae; Streptophyta; Magnoliopsida; Brassicales; Brassicaceae.
UCAAAUAAUAAUUUAUAAUCUUUCAUACAAAAAUCUUUUGUCUGUAUGCUGAUGCGAUCUGAUAUUUUUCCAUCUUCCUUUUCCUCUCAUCCACCAUCGUUUUUCUUUCUAUAAUUUACAAACCUUUGCGUGGUGGAGGUUUGACGGCGGUACUUCAUGGUGGGAAGAAACAUGGUUGCAUCGGCAAAGGAGAACAAGUUCCUAACCGUCGCACCAUUCGAGUGCGCUUGGAGCGAUGACCUCAAGUUCCGCGAAGCCGGGCGAGGCUGCGUCGCCUUUGACGCCUUCGCUCACAACGACGUCACAGUGGUGUUCAGAGAGAACGUGGGGAGCCAGCAUUACCAUUACAAGAAAGACAACAGCCCUCACUACAUUGUCAUCAUCGGUAGCAACAGGAACCGGAGGCUGAAGAUUCAGGUCGACGGGGAGUCCGUGGUGGACGAGGAGGCUUCUGGUCUCUGCCGCUGCUCCCUGGAGUUCGAGAGUUACUGGAUAAGCGUCUACGAUGGUUUGGUCAGCAUCGGGAAAGGUCGGUACCCGUUUCAGAACCUGGUGUUUCAGUGGCAGGACGCGAAGCCUAACUGUAGUGUUCAGUACGUUGGGCUGAGCAGCUGGGAUAAGCAUGUUGGGUAUAGGAAUGUGAGUGUGUUUCCUGUGACAAGUAAUCAUAUCUCUCUGUGGAAGCAAGUAGGAGAUGAGAAGUUUGUGGAGGAAGGGACGGGUACUUAUGAUUAUGAACAGUGGGGGCUUGGUAACUUUCUGGAGAGCUGUGAGUUAUCUGACAUGAUCUUUCUUGUUGGUGAAGAGGAAGUGGAUGUACCUGCUCACAAGGUUAUCUUGCAAGCAUCAGGUAGCUUUCCUUUGAGUGGAGAUGUGGUUCAGCUUCGUGGUGGUGUCUCGUAUCCGAUUCUUCAUGCGCUUCUUCAGUAUAUCUACACAGGACGAACUCAGGUUUUGGAAUCGGAACUUGCUUCGUUGCGGGAUUUGAGUUCUGAGUUUGAAGUGAUGCCAUUGGUGAGACAGUGUGAUGAAUGUAUAAACCGAUUGAAACUAAGCAACAGAGACUCCUGCGAGAAAGUUGAACUAUCGUGUCCAGUUUCUCACCCUUUAUCUGGUUUUAUGUUCCCAACUGCUUUCCCUGCUGAUGUGUGUAAGCUGAGAGCGUUCUACUCAAGCGGCGAGUAUAGUGACGUGAAGAUAUGUCUCGGUGAACAUGGUCUCACUUUCCAGUCUCACAAAGUCAUUCUCAGUCUUUGGAGUGUUGCAUUUGCAAAGAUGUUUACAAAUGGGAUGAGUGAGAGCCAUUCGUCAACGAUCUACUUAACCGAUGUGUCACCAGAAGCGUUCAAGGCUAUGCUUAAUUUCAUGUAUAGCGGAGAGUUGAACAUGGAAGACACUGUGAACUUCGGUACCGAUCUGAUCCAUCUUCUCUUUCUAGCUGACCGGUUUGGAGUUGUCCCACUUCAUCAAGAAUGCUGCAAAAUGCUCUUAGAGUCUCUCUCCGAGGAUUCUGUAUGCUCAGUUCUACAAGUGGUUUCGUCUAUCUCAUCAUGUAAACUCAUUGAGGAGAUGUGCAAGAGGAAGUUCUCCAUGCACUUUGACUACUGUACCACGGCGAGUUUGGACUUUGUCUUGUUAGAUCAGGCCACUUUCAGUGAUAUUCUUGAGUCUGCAGAUCUAACAGUGACAUCUGAGGAAAAGAUUCUUGAUGCUGUUCUCAUGUGGUGCAUGAAAGCUGAGGAGCCACAGCGUUGGGAAGAUAUAGAUGAGCUGAUGAAAUAUUCUAAUCCAGAAACUUUGUUCAAAGAAAGACUUCAGUCACUUGAUGACUUGUUGCCUCAUGUACGCUUCUCUUUGUUGCCACACGAGUUGCUUGAGAGGUUAGAAAACAGCAACUUAAGCAGACAAAUCCCAGUAUUCAAUCAUCUUGUAAAGGAGGCUGCUAGUUUUUUGGCUUCCAGAUUGACAUGCCCAGGAAAUGAAGCCACGCUCCAACACCGGAGAUCGAGUUUCAAGGAGCUUCAGUACAUACGUGAUGGGGACAGCAAUGGGGUGCUUCACUUUGUUGGUACAUCUUAUGGUAGUCAUCAAUGGGUCAACCCUGUUCUCGCAAAGAAAAUCAUCAUUACAUCAAGCAGCCCCACUUCAAGAUUUACUGAUCCGAAGGCUUUAGCUUCAAAAACCUAUGUGGGUACUUCCUUUGCAGGGCCUAGGAUGGAAGACGGACGUAUAUCUUCCUGGUGGAUGGUGGACUUAGGCGAAGAUCACCAGCUUAUGUGCAACUACUACACGUUCAGACAAGACGGGUCAAGAGCAUACGCAAGGUCGUGGAAGUUUCAGGGAUCAAUGGAUGGGAAAACAUGGACGGACUUGAGAGUCCAUGAGAACGACCAAACAAUGUGCAAGGCUGGUCAGUUUGCAUCUUGGCCAAUCACAGCAGCAAAUGCUUUGCUUCCCUUCAGAUUUUUCAGGCUGGUUCUGACCGGUCCAACCGCAGACACCUCAACUCCUUGGAACUUUUGCAUUUGCUACUUGGAACUCUACGGUUACUUCCGUUGAAGAAACUACACUUGUAAUGAAAAUGGCCUGUUUAACUCUCUCCACUACACACACGUGUGCUUUUUUUUUCCUUUUUGUUGUUGUAUCUUUUUGAAUCAUGGAAAAACUAUUUGACAGAAUAAAGAUUUCAAAUGGUUUUUAGA